AUGAGACAGUUUAGUUUGUUGCUUCUGUGCCUCCUUCGCAUCUCCAGGAAGGGUGUGCAGUCCAAUGGCUGGUCUGUUCAUGUCCCAUCUGAUGUUACUGGUGAGCUUGGGAAGAUGGUCAUCUUGCCCUGUACUUUCACACACCCCUACAAAACAUUUGAGCGGACCCUCACUGCCAUUUGGAGGAUCAAGGAACCUUACAAUGGCACGGUAGUUUUCAAGUGCAUUAGUCAGAGUGCCAGUGAGCUCUGUAAGACUGCCAUCAGCUACAAAAACAAAUACAAACUGCUGGGUAACCCCCGGCACAAGGACCUUUCCAUCAGGAUUGACAACCUGACCUGGAGUGACAGUGAAAGGUAUUUCUGCCGGGUGGAGCUGUCCGGAGAUAUCCACGACAAGUAUGAAAGCAGGAAUGGGAUCAAGCUGCAUUUGACUGCUGCCCCCAGGAUCAUCAACAUCACUGUCAGCUCUAACGGGGACCGCACCUUCCAGGCCCACUGCACAGCUGAGGGGGAGCCAGCACCCACCCUGACCUGGACAGGACCACUCUACAACAACCUUACCUCCACCACCAGCAUCAACCACCGCGUCACCAAGGAGCUCCGGUACCUGACCCACGAUGGAAAGUACACCUGUACUGCUGUCAACAGCCACGGGAGAGCAGAGGGGGCUGUGUACUUCUAUAAGUUCAAAGCAUCCAGCAGCUCCUUCUUCCUGAUCCUCAUCUUUGCCCUGCUGGGAAUUAAAGUGUUCAUGUUGCUGGCCAUGCUGGGCUUCAGCGUUCUCUCAAGAGGAGGUCCCUCCACUUCCCCAUCCAGCCUGGCACGGCCAGAGCUGCAAGACUCCACCUACGAGAACUUUGACCGCAGAUACGGGGGCAGCCAGACUCUGCCCACGGGAAGAGCAGCACUGAGACGCAGCUGA
Messenger RNA from Apus apus (common swift), 924 nucleotides. It is a transcript of the gene SIGLEC15, whose product is annotated as sialic acid binding Ig like lectin 15. NCBI's taxonomy places the organism in Eukaryota, Metazoa, Chordata, Aves, Apodiformes, Apodidae. The record is from RefSeq and is a predicted model, not a curated record. The coding region runs from base 1 to 924 and encodes 307 amino acids. Gene Ontology annotation, cellular component: plasma membrane. Gene Ontology annotation, biological process: regulation of bone resorption; regulation of actin cytoskeleton organization; regulation of osteoclast development. The transcript is spliced from 5 exons.